UCCUGUUCUCAAGAGGCUCAUUGUUUAAUGGGAAAAUGUCCUCUUUUGGUGGCCUAUUUAUAGUAAGGUACAAUAAAUUAAUCAUAUAGUUUUGUAUACCAAAACUUGUGGUCAUAGGAAACAAGCAAUUGUUUUCCAAGCAUGAAAACUAUCUUAUAAAAAUAGCCUACAUUUUAUUUGUUUAAAAAAAAAAAAAAACCUUUGAAUGUAAUAAGAAUAAGUCCACAAUAAAGCCCUAAUGUCUUCUUUCCUAUGUGAUAAUUGCCUUUUGAAGUACCUUUUAGGGAGCAGUAGUCUGAUAGGAAGUAUGUGAUUGCUGCUGCUGCUUCAUGUUGUCUAGAUCAAUCUGUGUGAGAGAAGAACUCUAAAAACACAGUGUAAACAAAAAUUACUUUAAUUUUUUACCUUUUAUUGAAAGGUGCUUUAUUUAGUGAUGAAUACAAGAAAGGAAGUGACUUUUUGUAAAGCACACCAAGCAUGUUGAAGAACCACAUUUGAAUUUAAAAUGCUUGGGCAGAAUUGGUCUUGUGUGCCAUUUGUUCUGGUUUACUUUGAAGUCUUGAACCCAAAGGGUCUGACCAGAAAGUAUCAAAGAGCAAAAUGUGAAACAUUAGCCAGGAAAAAUAAAGUGAUCAAACAGCUAAGGCAUGAAAGAAAAUAUUUACACCAGAAGAAGCUUGCCGUUGAUUCAAAAGACAAAUAUUGAGGAACAACAAAGUAAAAUGUUAACAUCUGUUUCAGAAUAUUGUAAAGAGUUAGAAAUUGGACAUUCAUUUCAGUUGGCCAGUAGCUUAAUACCUUGUUAAAACAUCAAACAGAUGAUGAAAGCCACUUUUGUUUACCUCACUAGUCAUACUUAAGGCAGAGUUCUGUUAAUUUUCUUUGAGUGUUGAAAUGCUAUGCUAAAGAAGAAACACUUGUUAAAAGAAGAGUGUCUAUAUUAAAACCAAUCCUAGGGUUUAUUAUUUUUAUUAAUUAGUUUAAUUAUUUCUUGAUUUGAAGGGAAAUUCAAAUUUUUGGAGCAAGGAUCACCUCUAUGCUUCUAGAGAUUACCAGUUGGAAGUUUUAGGUAUAAUGAUUUACCCAUAGCAUUGCUUGAUUUUUAACUACCCACAGCAUUAUUUUUGGGUAAGAUAUGCUGGAAAACAGGAUUAAAAAUAAACAGUUUGCCUUCUAGAUGUAUUAUGGUGAUUAUGAUUAGAAAUACAGUGUUGUAUUUGCAUCAUAUUUUCCAUUUUUAUAAAAACAUCUUUAGGUACUCACUAAUAUUUAUAACAGUUUGGUGAGGUAGACAUUAUUAUUCCUAUUUUCAGAUUAAGAAACCACAGUUCUAUGUAGAACUGAAACUGGAAUACAGGUAUUAUAAUAAUACCAAAGACAUACUUCAUCCACUAGGCUGCAAUUGUUUCCAGACAUGUCAUUUAGAAGAGCAAUAUGAUCACGUUAGGGUAAAAUAACAUAAUAGAAAUUUGUACAUGAGAGAAAUAUAUGAGCAAAUUAAAGGUGGAUAUUAGUAGCAUCAUCAUCAUCAUCAUCAUUGUAUUAAAAUGAAAAUUUAAAAACCUAAUUUACCCAUUUGAAUUUAAGGUAUAUUCUCUGAUUUAAUUGACUUAUAUUUUACAUGUCAGUUAAGUACUGGCCAUCAUAGUGUGAGGAGGUGGCUAUAGACUAACACAGGAAGAGAAAUGGAACUAAUAUUUGAGUGUCUACAUUGCAUAUAUUACAUAGAUGUUCCAUAUACUUAUACAUUUUUAUUGUCAUUAUUGCAGGGUGCCAUAAUAAUCUAAUAUCCUAGAAUUGAAAAGGCCGGAUAAUUGUGCUCAUGACUAAGUCUGAUGAUAAAUGAAGAAAGGGUAUGCACCUAUGCAAUAAGUAGGGCAGAAUUCUACUCAUUUUCAUUUCUAAAGCUGUUUGUGUUUCUUUAAAAAAAAUUUUUUUUUUUUUUUGAGAGAGAGAGAUGGAGGGGCUGGGGAGGGACAGAGAGAGGGAGACACAGAAUCUGAAGCAGGUUCCAAGCUCUGAGCUGUCAGCAGAGCCCAACAUGGGGCUUGAACUCACAGACCACAAGAUGAUGACCUGAGCUGAAGUCAGACACUUAACCGACUGAGCCACCCAGAAGACCCUGUUUUUGUUUCUUUUGUUUAUAGGCAGUAAGAUUUAAAUUUAGUACUUCUCAAUAUAUCUGAAACUUAUGUACUGUCUGCUUUUUAAAUCACCUGUAAAGGGGCAUCUGGGUGCUUCAGUCAGUUAGGUGUCCAACUCUUGAUUUUGGCUGAGGUCAUGAUCUCAUGGUUUGUGAGAUCAAGCUCCACCUCGGGCUCUGUACUGUCACUGCAGAGUCUGCUUGGGAUUCUCUCUCUUGCUUUCUCUCUGCCCCUCCCCUGUUCACACACACGCAUCCUCACUCCCACUCUCAAAAUAAACAAACUUUUAAAAAAUUGUCUGUAAGGUAGUCUUAAUGGACGUUUUUUAAAGGAAAUGUUAUUUUUUAGCACAAAUUAACUGAGCAUAUCUUACAUUUAAAAUGUGUUGGUAGUUGCAGAGGAUUUAUAAAAGUGAAUAUGAUACACAGAUGCCCUCAAAUUGUGGUUUUUUUGAAGGAGGGUAAAUUUUUGUUUACUAAGUAUUAUAAACAUAGAAAAAAACAAAACAUAAAAAUGGGUAGUAUUACAUAUUGUGUAUAGUCCAUUACAUACAUAUGAAACAAGUAAAAUAAGUAUCUUAUAGUCAUUAGAGAACCAUAAAGAUACAGAGAAAAUAUCAUGGGGAUUCACUAAGAGAAAAAAUAAUUUCCAUCUCAGCAAAUCAACUUAAGGUUUUAUGGAAUUAUUCAUAAAAUGAAUUCAUUAGAAAAUUAAAGUUAGAAGUUUGACACAUUUUAUAGAGUAUACUGUUUAUAAAAGCUUUGUCUGUUUUUAAAUGUUUUAUUUAUUUUUGUGAGAGAGAGAAAGCACAAGCGGGAGAGACAGAGAAUCUGAAGUGGGCUCUGUGCUGACCACAGAGAGCGGAUAUGGGGCUCAAACUCAGGAACACAUGAUCAUGACCUGAGCCAAAGUUGGAUGCUCAACCACUCAACCAACUGAGCCACCCUGGAGUUCUAAGACUUUGUCUUUUUUAUUAAAUAAAAUGGCUUACAUUUUUGAGUUUAGAAGACAGAAGGUAUCCAUCAUACUUGGCACCCGAGGUAAUUGCACAAGGAAUUGUCAAAAGCACUGAUCAUAUGCCAAGUGAAAAACCAUUGCCUUCUGGCCCCAAAUCAGAUGUGUGGUCUCUUGGAAUAAUUUUAUUUGAGCUUUCUGUGGGAAGAAAAUUAUUUCAAAGCUUGGAUAUUUCUGAAAGACUAAAAUUUUUGCUUACAUUAGAUUGCGUAGAUGACACUAUAAUAGUUCUGGCUGAAGAACAUGGUUGUCUGGACAUUAUAAAGGACCUUCCUGCAAAUGUGAUAGAUCUUUUGAAGAAGUGUCUCACCUUCCACCCUUCCAAGAGGCCAACUGCAGAUGAAUUAAUGCAGGACAAGGUAUUCAGUGAAGUGUCACCUUUAUAUACUCCCUUUACCAAACCUGCCAGUCUGUUUUCAUCUUCUCUAAGAUGUGCUGAUUUAACUCUGCCUGAGGAUAUCAGCCAGCUGUGUAAAGAUGUAAACAGUGAUUACCUGGCAGAAAGAUCUAUUGAAGAAGUAUAUUACCUUUGGUGUUUAGCUGGAGGUGACUUGGAGAAGGAGCUUGUCAACAAGGAAAUCAUUCGAUCCAAACCACCUAUCUGCACACUUCCCAAUUUUCUCUUUGAAGAUGGUGAAAGCUUUGGGCAAGGUCGAGACAGAAGCUCACUGUUGGAUGACACCACUGUGACGUUGUCAUUAUGCCAGCUAAGGAAUAGAUUAAAAGAUGUUGGUGGAGAAGCAUUUUACCCACUACUUGAAGAUGACCAGUCUAAUUUACCUCAUUCAAACAGCAAUAAUGAGUUGUCUGCAGCUGCCACUCUCCCUUUAAUCAUCAGAGAGAGGGACACAGAGUACCAACUAAACAGAAUCAUUCUCUUUGACAGGCUGCUAAAGGCUUAUCCAUAUAAAAAAAACCAAAUCUGGAAGGAAGCACGAGUUGACAUUCCUCCUCUUAUGAGAGGUUUAACAUGGGCUGCUCUUCUGGGAGUUGAGGGGGCUAUCCAUGCCAAAUAUGAUGCAAUUGAUAAAGACACUCCAAUUCCUACAGAUAGACAAAUUGAAGUGGAUAUUCCUCGUUGUCAUCAGUACGAUGAACUGCUGUCAUCACCAGAAGGUCAUGCAAAAUUUAGGCGUGUAUUAAAAGCCUGGGUCGUGUCUCAUCCUGAUCUUGUGUAUUGGCAAGGUCUUGAUUCGCUUUGUGCUCCAUUCCUAUAUUUAAAUUUUAAUAAUGAAGCCUUGGCUUAUGCAUGUAUGUCUGCUUUUAUUCCCAAAUACCUGUAUAACUUUUUCUUGAAAGACAACUCGCAUGUAAUACAAGAGUAUCUGACUGUGUUCUCUCAGAUGAUUGCUUUCCAUGAUCCAGAGCUGAGCAAUCAUCUCAAUGAGAUUGGAUUUAUUCCAGAUCUCUAUGCCAUCCCUUGGUUUCUCACCAUGUUUACCCAUGUAUUUCCACUGCACAAAAUUUUCCACCUCUGGGAUACCUUACUCCUUGGGAACUCCUCUUUCCCAUUCUGUAUUGGAGUAGCAAUCCUCCAGCAGCUUCGGGACCGGCUUUUGGCUAAUGGCUUUAAUGAGUGCAUUCUUCUCUUCUCUGAUUUACCAGAAAUUGACAUUGAACGCUGUGUGCGAGAAUCAAUCAACCUCUUUUGUUGGACUCCUAAAAGUGCUACUUACAGACAGCAUGCUCAACCUCCAAAGCCAACUUCUGAUAGCAGUGGAGUCAGAAGUUCAACACCUUUUUUCUCCACUGAGUGUCCAGAUCCUCCGAAAACAGAUUUGUCAAGAGAAUCCAUCCCAUUAAAUGACCUAAAGUCAGAAGUAUCACCCAGGAUUUCAGCAGAGGACCUGAUUGACUUGUGUGAACUCACAGUGACAGGCCAUUUCAAAACACCCACGAAGAAGACAAAGUCCAGUAAACCAAAGCUCCUGGUAGUUGACAUCCGGAACAGUGAAGAUUUUAUUCGGGGUCAUAUUUCAGGCAGCAUCAACAUUCCAUUCAGUGCUGCGUUCACUGCAGAUGGAGAGCUUACCCAGGGCCCUUUCACUUCUGUGCUCCAGAGCUUCAAAGGGAAGGUCAUUGUCAUUGUGGGGCAGGUGGCAAAGCACACAGCAGAGUUCGCAGCUCACCUUGUGAAGAUGAAAUAUCCAAGAAUAUGUAUUCUCGAUGGCGGCAUUAAUAAGAUCAAGCCAACAGGCCUCCUCACCGUCCCAUCUCCUCAAAUAUGAAGAACCAAGAAAGAGUGUGAUAGUCAAAAGGACAGAGUGGUAUCAGCCCCCAACAGCACAACUCUUCACAGCCUUACCUCUCUUCGACAGAACUAGACUUCCAGAUUGUUGCAUUUCCAUAAAGUUUUGUCAUGAAACAUUUUUUUAAAUCUCAUAACCCACAUGCUCAGCUAUCCAGGCAAUAAACUUGACUGUACAUGUA
Acinonyx jubatus (cheetah) is the source of this 5588-nucleotide messenger RNA. It is a transcript of the gene TBCK, whose product is annotated as TBC1 domain containing kinase. Gene Ontology annotation, molecular function: protein kinase activity; GTPase activator activity; ATP binding. Gene Ontology annotation, biological process: activation of GTPase activity; protein phosphorylation. NCBI's taxonomy places the organism in Eukaryota, Metazoa, Chordata, Mammalia, Carnivora, Felidae. The record is from RefSeq and is a predicted model, not a curated record. Bases 3221 to 5386 code for a protein of 721 amino acids. The transcript is spliced from 22 exons.